UGUUUGCUAUUGCCAUUUGUUGUAAAUCAGUGCUCUCUCCCUCUGAACACGGAGUACUCCAAUUGUAUUCGUACGUCAAAUUUCUUUUCCACCUCCUUUCUCUCUCCUAAAUCACUUUUCUCCGGCUACUGAAGUCCGGCGAUUUUCUCUCUUUUCCUAAAUCAUUUUUUCAAUUUUCACCGACUUCCUUCUAUUCCCCCCCCUUGCAAAUCCCAAUUCUCUUUUGUUUUUCCUUCUUCUCUCUCCUAAAAUCCUCCAUUUGUCUAAUUCCCCUUCUCAGACAAACCCUAGAUCUGAAGUUGGGGUUCUCUCAAUAUCUGCAUGAUUGAUGUCUUAAUGCCAAAUUAAGCUCAAGUUUCGGAUCCAUUUCACGUUUAAAGUUGGUGGAUCUUCAAAUGGGGUUUCAAAGUUUGAAUCUUUGGUGUUGUUAGUGCUUGUUUUUGUAGUUUCCUUUAUUUUUGUUGUAGUCUUGAAUAGAGUUGUUGAGGAUGGACGGUGUUUCGGGUCCGAGCACGCAAUCACAACCUUCAUUCGACAAAUCAAGGGUUUUAGAUGUGAAACCCUUGAGAACUUUGGUACCCAUGUUCCCCAAUCCACCACAAGCUCCCCCAUUUGUGUGUUCGUCGCCAUUUGGUCCUUUCCCAUCUGGGUUUACCCCCUUUUACCCGUUUAGCAUGGGCCCACCUGGUAGCCAAACCGGGGGCGAGGCGAGGCCUCAAGAUGGUGGUGGUGCUACUUAUGCCACUCCUGCUGCCGCGGUUCCGUUGAGAUCUUUUGGGACUCCUCAGAUGGGUGCGCAUUUCUCGAAUGGAGAUACAGGGUCUUCCAUGGAAGCGUCAAGGGAUUUACAUUUCGGAGAUGGAGGUGCUACUCCGGCGUCAGGAAGCAAGAGACGAGGAGCUAGCAGGGCAGCUCCCAAGGUUCAGUCCGGCGAUGCAGCCGCUCAGAGAAAGGCACGCAAGAUUGCAAAUGCUGCAUCUGCUGGCGAAAUACGGAAACCUAAUUUGACGAAUGUAGUGGGUUUGCCUCAAGCGCAUAGGGAAGAUGGUAAUAGGGAAGUGGUUAAUUAUGUUAUUAUGAAAUUUGAUGCUGUCCGGAGGCGUUUAAGCCAGCUUGAGGAUUCCAAGGAGGCAUCAACUGGGUUGAUUAAGCGUGCUGAUUUGAAAGCUGGUAACAUUUUGAUGACAGCUGGGUUUCGGACUAAUAGUAGGAAGAGAAUUGGUGGAGUUCCUGGGGUUGAGAUUGGUGACAUUUUCUUUUUUCGUAUGGAGAUGUGUGUUUUAGGGUUGCAUGCUCCUUCCAUGGCCGGUAUAGAUUAUAUGACUGUUAAGACUGAGGCGGAAGAUGAGCCACUUGCUGUAAGUAUCGUGUCCUCAGGAGGAUACGAUGAUGAUGCUGAAGAUCAAGAUGUUCUGGUUUACACUGGUCAAGGUGGUGGAAAUUACAAUAAUAGUGGUAAGGCAGCUUCUGAUCAGAAGCUAGAAAGGGGAAAUCUUGCUUUGGAGAAAAGUUCUCGUCGUGGGAAUCAAAUUAGGGUAAUAAGGGGUAUUAGGGAUACUUCGAAUCCUUCUCUUAAGAUUUAUGUUUAUGAUGGGCUUUACACUAUUCAGGAGUCCUGGAUUGAGAAGGCUAAAUCAGGUGCCAAUCUUUUCAAGUACAGAAUGGUCAGGUUACCUGGGCAAUCUCCAGGUUUUGGAAUUUGGCAGUCUAUUUUGAAAUGGAAAGAAAGUGUAUCAUCGAGGCCAGGAUUGAUUCUUCCUGACCUAACUUCAGGUGCUGAAAGUCUGCCUGUUUCCCUUGUUAAUGAUUUUGACAACGAAAAGGGGCCUCCUUACUUCACUUAUCUUCGUUCAGUCAAGUAUACAAAGUCACUCAACUUGUCUGAGCCUACAUAUGGUUGUAAUUGCCAUAGUGCAUGUGCUGCUGGUGAUCUUAAUUGUUCUUGUAUUCGCAAGAAUGGAGGUGAUUUUCCCUAUACUUCAAAUGGGGUGUUUGUGAGUAGAAAGCCCCUUAUAUAUGAGUGCGGACCCUCAUGUCCCUGCUUUCCUAAUUGCAAGAAUCGUGUGUCACAGAGUGGUCUUAAGGUGAGACUGGAAGUUUUUAAGACUAAGGAUAAAGGUUGGGGCUUGCGCUCUUGGGAUGCUAUACGAUCUGGAAUUUUCAUUUGUGAAUAUGCUGGUGAAGUUAUUGACAAAGCCAAAUAUGAUAGAGAUGAAACUAGUGAUUAUGUUUUUGAUACUAGUCGUGAUUUUGAUAAAUCAUUUAAGUGGAACUAUGAUCCUCCAUUGGUGGGUGAGGAUACAGCUGAAUCUACUGAGGAUUAUGACAUCCCUACUCCAUUGAUCAUUAGUGCCAAAGAUUCUGGUAAUAUUGCUCGCUUUAUGAACCACAGCUGUUCUCCUACUGUUAUCUGGCAGCCUAUUGUCUAUGAGCAGAAUGGUGAAUCCCAAAUCCAUAUUGCAUUCUAUGCCAUGCGACACAUCCCUCCAAUGACCGAACUCACUUUUGAUUAUGGUAUAUCCCAGUCCGAUACUAGGAGGAAACGCUGCUUAUGUGGUUCCCCAAAAUGCAAAGGUUAUUUCGGUUGACACCUCCGACUGCAGGUUAUCUAUCUUUGGAAGCAGCUGCGCUGAUUGGGAUUAAAUCAUCUGCGUUGACAGAGAUUGAGUGUGUGGGUACAUGGAAGUAAUUCCGUCUUUAUUUUUGUCAUCAUCAUGCGUUGUUCAUUGUGCGGCAGAUGUUCCCAAUGUGCUUCCUGACUUGUAACUUCCUUUCCAGCGGAAUGUAGUGUAGUCUGUAGCUUUUGAAGCUCAAUGUUAAAUGUUAAAUGUUAAAUGUUAAAUGUUAAAUGCUAAAUGUUAAAUGUUAAAUGUUAAAGAUAUGUAUAUCAUUAUGUUAGUUUUCGGUGUAAUUUAGCUGUAGCUGUUGGUUUGUUGUUGCCGAUACCCCAUAUUCUGGCAACAAGUAGCUUUUGGAUUUAGCCCAUAUUUGGCCAUGUAAGUCAUCUUAGAUCAACUUUUUUCCUGUAUUGUAAAUGUGACCUAGACAGAUGGGCUUCUCAGUUCUCAUAUAUUCUCAUAUAUCUAGUGUUUUCACUCUUUAUUUUCAA
Spinacia oleracea (spinach) is the source of this 3109-nucleotide messenger RNA. Its product is annotated as histone-lysine N-methyltransferase, H3 lysine-9 specific SUVH1. Lineage: Eukaryota; Viridiplantae; Streptophyta; Magnoliopsida; Caryophyllales; Amaranthaceae. The record is from RefSeq and is a predicted model, not a curated record. The transcript is spliced from 2 exons. Gene Ontology annotation, cellular component: nucleus. Gene Ontology annotation, molecular function: zinc ion binding; histone methyltransferase activity; double-stranded DNA binding. The coding region runs from base 489 to 2588 and encodes 699 amino acids.